Molecule: messenger RNA, 7576 nt
Organism: Ostrea edulis (European flat oyster)
Lineage: Eukaryota; Metazoa; Mollusca; Bivalvia; Ostreida; Ostreidae
Product: doublecortin domain-containing protein 1-like
Exons: 39
Coding region: 145-5823 (1892 amino acids)
Biological process (GO): regulation of mitotic cytokinesis; intracellular signal transduction
Molecular function (GO): microtubule binding
Source: RefSeq, a predicted model, not a curated record
GUUAUUGUGACGUAAUCACCAAGGUGAUAAGUAAAUAUUUCAAUAUGGAGUCCAUCGUUUUAGAAAAUACCACGAAAACAAUGCAGUAAUCGUUAUUUGGUGAAAUAAUAGUUUGAUCGCUGUACUUUCAAAAUACACGGCAAGAUGCCAGGAAGACGGGAGUCAAAGAGAUCCCCUCGUUCAAGAGAGGAAAACUUAGCAUUCAGUAAACAAAACACUGAUAUGGUUAGUUAUGAAGAUCUUCUGAUUGCCCAAUACCUGGAUGAACUAAGAAAAACAAAGAACAGUAUGAAGAAAAAGAAAGAAGUUCCAGCAUCACCUUACUCUCAGAAACUCCCCCACUCUGAUUAUGGUAUGUCAAAUCGGAGACCAAUGUCUGCCACCGUCCCAGCAAGGCCAGGUUCAGGAAGACCAAGUUCUGGGGCCAGAAAACCAAAGAUUGAUUCCAAAUUUAUUGCUGACCCCAGUCUAUGGGACCCUGCAACCCCAAGGUCAGAGAGCACGACCUCUACCUCCCAGGUCAGGAAAGGAAGGCCAGCUUCAGCACCUGUGCGAAGAAAGACAAGCCGUCCAUUUUCAGCAACAUCCAACUUGUCAUGGUUCUACAGAAACAAUACUAGAGGCUGGUCAGCUCGGUCAACACCUUAUUCUGCUUUUACUGGUAGAAGAAUUAGAUCCCAGUAUUUGAACAAACCCUACACAAUCAGGUGCCUGGCCUUUAAGAAUGGCAGCAGGGAAAGCAUGUGUCGAGUAGCAGCCCCGUCAAUGAAAGUGUUUCUGGAGAUGUGCACAGAUCGAUUAGGCCUAGGAUUCGCAGCCAGGAGAGUAUUCCUGGACAACGGAAAGGAAGUGUUUGAUGCGUAUGAAAUUCCACCUGAUUCUGAAGUGUACGUUUCAACGGGAGAUAACUUUAAAGAUCCAUACAGAAGUAUAAAACAAAACAUAACAUUGACCAAUGGAGCCAAAUGGACUCUGUCAGGUGUUUUGCUGCCAGAGGAGGGAAGAAAGAAGAAGACGAAAUGCAAAGUAUCAAAACGAAUGAGGAAUCUACUUGAGAACAACAGAUACCGGAUUCUCGUGUACAGGAAUGGCUACACAACUGAACCAAUGGAAAUCGUGGCAGAUCUUGGUAACAUAGAUGAGUUUUUGGUGGCUUGUACAGCAAAGCUUGGGUUAACUUCUUAUGCCAAACAACUUUAUGACUGGGAAGGAAAUGAAAUCAAAGACUUGAGUGAUGCACCAACAUUGCACGAGGCAGUGCAGGAGGGCAGUUCCCCCAUUUAUGGCCCCUUGUGGGUGUCUUUAGGAGAGGCCUUCAGCCCCACCGGUACUAUCCAUUACAUCAAGUAUUUACGACGUACCAUCAAAGGGCACCUUAAAGAGGCAGUCAAAUACAAAAACGAGGUGAACUAUGCCUUAGGAGAUGAAAAGGAGAAAGUGACCAUUACAGAUAUUCUGAGUAUGCCUGAUGACGAACUCUACUCCACUCUGGAACUGGCAGAGCAGGAAGUGGAUAAUCUGACAGAAAGUUUACAGGAUAUCGAGGACAAAUUGCAGAAAAUCGAGGGACUCCAGAAAGUGGAGGAGAGUGAAGGAUCACACUACCGAAUGAAACAUAUCAAGGAGUGGGAAUUCGAACACAGACUGGUCGGACGAAAAGGAUUGAGACUUAAGGUGUAUGAGAAUGGAAGUUACGAAAAGGACCAGGUGUUUUACUUCAAUUUGGCUGGUGCAUUACGGGGUACAAGUGACAAAGAAAAAGUCCUUACAAGGCUGUUUGACGAUCUCUCAACAAACCAUGUGACAGCAAAUCCCCACAACCCAAAAAUUGCCCCUGUAGUCAAGAAGGUGUUUGAUCAGUUUGGGAAAGAAAUCACCAAUGUCCAUGAUCUCGAGUAUGACCAAGAGGUCUGGGUGUCAUUUGGAGAACCAUUCAUCAAUCCAUUUACAUAUUGUCUUCAAGCUAUGUUUGAAAAAGCUACCGGAUACAACGUGAAUGGGGAGACCUUUAUCAUUAGGGAGCCACUGAACAUGGAACUGACAAAGAACAGAGAAACGUAUGCGGCGUGGGAGGCGAGUGUGGGGUACCCGGUCUACGAUUACGAGCAGCCAAUCGACCCCGAGGUGCAAUCUCACAUACAAGAUCUGGCUCGGAUGUCUCGCCUUGAUGCCAGGAGCACCUACUUACAAGCUAAGAAUGAUGUAAAAACUGUUUUAUACCCAGAGGUGAAUUGCUUCAAGAAGUUGAAAAGAGGAGGCGCAACCAAACAAUGGCCAUCUGAUGCUCAAGUUUGGACAAUUCAAAAGAAUGGCUACAUUCGAUCAAAGGCCAUGCCACAACUAUGUCUGGGAGUAUCGGACACUAAAGUGGACCUAACUCUGGGCAAAGAAGCAAUGUCUGGAUUUGUUGUUAACAUUCAGAAGAAGGCUUCUGGUAACACCUACCAACAGUGGCAAUUUAAUCCAGAUGCUACUAUCACCUGCCUGGCUCAUCCUAAUCUCGUUUUGACUUACAAUGGAAACCGGUUUGGGGAUGAUGAUGAAAAUCAACAGCCAGAGGGGCUGUUACCAGGGCAAUCCGUGUAUCUGAUAGUCACUGAGAAACGACAGAAGAAAGAGUCAUCCAUUCAAAGGUUUGCUCUGAAGCAGGAGAGAUUUGAUAACCUCGGACAAUGGAAGUACAAUGAUGCUACAAACAAAGAGUGGAGUAAGAAGGCGUUGUCAUGGCCGGUGAAAGAGGAUGGCAAUUUGAAUGAGGAUUAUGAUUGGCCUAUGGAAGGGUUUCUUCUGACCAAUGCACCUGCCCUACACAAGCCUCUCUCCAAACUGGGAAUUUCUGGAAUGGCCCCUCUGAGACUGAUGACGAUGAAAAAUGGAGAAAGAGACACUCGGCUAGCCAUGCCAGUAGUGGGCCCAAAUCUCACAAAUAUGUUGAAGGACCUGAACAAAGAGAAGGGAGGUAAAUCUGGUAAGAAGCAGCAGCACUCUAAACUUAUAGAGAAAGACAUCCCUGUACCAGAGACCGACAAUGUGGAGGAAGACAUCAACCUUCAUUGUGUGGACAGAACUGUCAGGGGACUCGAGUUUAUCAUGUUUUUGGACAAUUGCACAAGCCUGCUAAACUUGCCGUUUGCUGCCAGACGUCUUUUUGAUGGAAAAGGAAAUGAACAUUUCAGUCUAGUCAACUUGCGGAGAGAUGAUUUAGUUUACGUGUCAUGUGGGGAGGGCUGGAUGGACCCCAAGCUGUCCAAAGACCAACAACAGAGGCGCGUCCUGUUAUCACAGCUUUCUCAAGACAUUGCCAAAAUUAGACAGUACAUCUCACUCCGUAAUCCAGAGAAGUAUAUGUUGGAGAUGGAGGGAAACAUGGUGGCCAAUACCCGAAUAAUCAUCAAUCGUCAAUGGAAUCUGGAGGAGGAGCAGACUCUACCCAGACGUCCGCCCCAGACCGAGCAAGAUAGCCAGAUCCUCCAAGAUUCCAGGGCAACCAUGUUUGGUGAGGAGGAAGAGGAAAACAUGACCUGCCACGAGAUUGCCCACAGAAGAUCGGAACAGAGGUUGAACAAUCUGAAAUGGCCGUGGGAGAGGUUGAUCAAUGUCAGUCAGGACGAGGGGGGUGAUGAUCCCAAUGCCUACAAAUUCACAGACCGGGAGAUGUAUGAUAAAUACAAACCCCAACCAGUGCCAAAGAUAUCUCGAGACACGCUUCAGCGAUUUGUGUAUGAGGAUGGGUACAUUGCAUGCUCAGCCAACCGUACUCUGGUGCUGGGCGUUCUGGAGCAGGAGGGACGAGUUAACCAGGUGUUACUGGUCAAACGAAGGCCGGAUGACAUCAACCAACGCUGGGUCAUCAGAGAAAAUGGGGAAAUUCGCUCCAAGCACAGUUCUCAAAUGGUACUGACUGUUGCCAUGCCUGCAAAUGAACCAUUCUCUGAAGAUGAGGAAGGUCGACCUUUGACCUUCAGUGGCUGUGCUGUGACCUUGCAGGCCAGAAAGUUAAAUAUGUAUGGCAAAGCGCAUCAGAAAUGGAGAUAUGAUGCAGAGACAGGAUAUAUACAUUCCUUUUUCACCAAUCCGUAUGACAAAGAGAUUACAGCCGCCAACCAUGCCGACAUCUGUACUUAUGCAAUCUCUCACGAUAGCAAGAUCAACCAACCAGGAUACUUAGCAGAAGUUCCGGUUCAAUCCAGUUCAGACAAGGUCGCUAUAAAGAAUAUCACAGUGUGUACGUCUUGUGCCCGGGCCAUGAGGGGGCGCUACAAGCUGCAGAAACUUCCCGAGAGAACUGAAUUUUCUUGUGCAAUGGGUGAAGCCAAAAAACUGAAACUACAGCAAAGUGGAAGUUUUCGAGUUUUGAAUGGAAAAGUGGACCUGUCGACUCAUGAGGCCGAGCUCACCAUGGAGACCUGGGAGGACACCCUCGAGAAACUGAGAGAAGAGACCAAUGUCAGAGCCAUCGCCAAGGAAAUCAAUGCUGCCAAGACCGUCAAAACCAUCAAAAUACUGGCCUACAAGAACGGAGAAGGACGCAUGCACCAAGGGGAGCUAAUCUGUGGGUCCAGUAUUGAAGGAAUAUUAAGCCAAUGCACUUACAAACUGGGCUUAGCCUCAGCUGCCAGGAAGAUUUUCACAGAAGAUGGGACGAUGGUUCUGGAAAUGGAUGACCUGAUAGACUGGGCGGUAGAUAAUUAUAAGUCACUGAUGGUGGACCAGCUGGAGAAAAUCUUGCAUGGAAAGGAGGAUGCCACUGCAGACGAAGAGGAAGACACCAAGCAAUCUAACCACCAGAACAACAAAGCACCAGAGGAAAAUGACUCUCAGAGAGAGGGCGAUGAAUUGGAACACCCUGAAAGGGGUGAGGGGGAGGGACAGGACAGUCCGGCCGAUGGAGCAGGGGGAGAGAAUGCUGAAGUGGACCAGCAAGAACAGGCCAAGGUUCAGCGGGAGAGAGAUCAGCUUCUAAGUCAGGUUCAAAUCCCCCCAGUGGACAUCAUCCUCCGAUAUCCCAUCGAGGUUUGGGUGUCCUCAGGUCAGGAGUUCUUCCCUCCUGAAAAGGUAGAGACAAAAAUGGAGAAUCGCAAGAAAAGACGCGCAUUCCGUUCAGCCGUGUCUCUCGAGCUGGACAUGGAGAAACACAUCCUGAGGCAAAUGAAAGGACGUAGACUGGAGUCGCAGAAUCCUGGGGAGUACCGGGCUACGCGUAGCAGCAAACAACCCGUGAUAGUGGAAAACAACUGGCAAGAGCCUACUGUAGAGGAACAACUCAAGCAUGACACGGUCCAUAAACUGGAGACACAUCUGGCAGAGGUUAAAUCCGUCCAAAAGGAGAAGAUUCACUCAGUCAGUGUCAACACAAACAGGCGUCUAUACCAGCAGCCAGAUAUGAAACGGGUGAUGGUGUUUCCAAAUGGGGAGAGUGUGGAGAGGGCUGUGUAUGUAUGGGGAGAAACUCUAGAGGAAAUCCUGGACAGUGCCACCAUUAAGCUAGGGCUCUGGGGACAAGCCAAGAUCGUCUACAACAUGGAGGGCAAAAAGGUGGAAAAAUUUGAUGAAAUCAAUAAGGACGAAUUACUGUGCGUCUCCAUGGGAAAGUCCUUCAGCAAGCCCAAGAAUUCCCUUGAUGGAAUUGAGAUCAAGGCCAACUGGGGUCGAGCUAGAAAGCAGUAUGGACCGAAUGCCACAGACUUGGUGGUUUCAGCGCCCAUCAACCCAACUGUCAAUGUUGACCCCUUUGGACCACCAGGUCUCGCCCUCCCACCAUCAGACGACAGCAAGUCCAACACAGCAAACAGACCACAGUCUGCAAAACCACCAGCAACAUGAGUUUAGCAACAUCAAUAGCAACCUGUGCAACAUUUAAGAAACUGUAUAGAAUUCUUAGUGCUUGACGAAAGCUUGUAGAUACCCCAACGUAGGAUCUUCCUAAUACACAGGUUUUAAAGGAAUCUACUUGUAGCUUUAUAUUUUGGUUUUCAAUCAACGAAAUUGUUAAUACGGAGGACAUGAUUUCUGGGAGAACGAAGACCCAAACAUGGAAUGGAAAUAGAAUGUAUCAUUCUGUAGGAGUUUAGUGAUUGGUGUAAAUACUUUGCAAUUCUUCAACACUCGGGAACUGUAGAAGGAGAUUUUGACCCCAUCCAUGCACUGUGAUGCACUUAAGUCCACCUGGACUUAGACAGCAUUAUGGUGCCUUAUAAGGAAACUGGAAAACAACUCCACACCAUUCAGACUGUAUGCAUGUGAAUUUAGUAAAGUUAUCAUGAAGAAAAUUGUAAUCAUGUCCUUAUGAAACAUUAUGGAAAUUGGUUUGUCUAGGUUGUGAAAUGGUCUCAUGCUUUAAUUUAGCAGGUCACGGUAUAUAAGUCUCAGUGUUAACAAAUGCUGUCGAAAUCUUAAGGUCAUAAAUCUUAAGAAGACAGAUACCAGGGUAACCCAGCAUGCGAUUCAUAGGGAAAUGAACGCUCUCUGUCAUGUGUAAAUAAUUGUUUUCCUUUUGCAGCGUGACUUUCUUCAAACAGUCAUGCUCUGUGGGCAUUUGUCGUGAUAUGUGUCAGUAGAUGAACUUUAUUACAUGUAGGUACUGAAUGAAUGUUUAAAAUUGAAAGAAAACUUUCGAUUAAUAUCCAUGAUAAUUAUAAAGAAAAAUCAUUUGAUUGAAAAAAGGAGUUUGAAAUUAUAAAAUAGUUACAAAAAAAAUGAAAAAAAAAGAAGAAAAGAUAUAGUACUUAUUACAUUUUUUAGUUUCAUACCAUUGCAAUCUGCUUUAAAGCUUAAUUAGAGAAUACUCAAGAGUUUUUAUAGAUUUAUAAGCAGAUCAGCACAUUUUAAAAUAUUCUAGUUCCUAUAUUAUAUCCAUCUAUUAGUAGGGUUUUAAUGAUUAACAUUUUCUAUACAUGCAGGACUUUUCUUGCUUAUGAUUUAUUCAGAUGAAUAUUGUUCCCAUUUAGUGACCAGUGUCUGUGAUAAAUAGUUUAGAUUUUAUUAGUCAAGUAAUUUUUUGCACUUGUUAUCUGCACUUUUUGCACCAUCGCAUCAAAUUUAAACCAGAACCGAAAACAAAUUAUAUGAGCAUUUUUGAACAAGUGUGUCAUGCAUUUUCUCUUUCAAAUAUUUAACUUUGAAAAUGUUUAUUUAUGAUAUAUUUAUUUUUACUGUUUUUACAAGUGUUACAUUUACACAUUCCGUCCAUUCUUGUCCAUAAAUGUUAGUCAAAAAAUAUAUUAUCUUAAACGUGCGAAGGGCUCAAUUUAAGGACAGGGUUUCCCCACAUCUGAGAAUGGUAUAAACAAAGUUAGUAUGCAUCUUUUCAGUCUGUUCUUGAUUAAUUCAUUCACUUUAUGGUUGUGAUAUAGGGAAUCUUAGAUGAAGGGAAUCAUAAAUUACUGUCUCAAAAGUUCAUAACUCAUGACAUUCUUUUACACCAUGUAGAACAGAUCUUUAAUGUGUAUUGUAUGCUAGAAAGUAUUGCCUCAAGCCUUUAAUGUGUACUGUAAAUUUUUAAUGUCUGUGAGUUUUUACAAUUUUUCAGCCCAGAGGGCUACUUAUGCAGAGGGGAAAUAAAUAGAAUAUAGAAAUU